Sesamum indicum (sesame) is the source of this 1285-nucleotide messenger RNA. RefSeq lists its product as uncharacterized. The record is from RefSeq and is a predicted model, not a curated record. NCBI's taxonomy places the organism in Eukaryota, Viridiplantae, Streptophyta, Magnoliopsida, Lamiales, Pedaliaceae. Gene Ontology annotation, biological process: shoot system development; root development.
UAACAGAAACGUAUUAGAAAAAUGUAGCCGCGUGCAUGCAUGGAAGUUUCCUACUGCCAAAUGUUGGGACCCUUAGCUGUAGACAAUUACAACAGAUCCGUACAAGGAAGGAUACUUCCUGUCCUUUUCCUCUGCAUCUCUUGGAACAUUGCACUAUAAGUACGUAAGACAUCUUCCACUCAUCUAAUCAACAGUAUACUCAUCAUCACGCACAGACAACGUGAUCAAACACGAAAAUUCUCCUUGAAUAGUCUUUGUUUCUUGCGGGUCAAGAUCAGUACCUUGUAAUUUUCCUGUAUGCAUGAAUUCUUGAAAUCAUCUUGCCUUACCAUAUAUAGAUAGACAGAAGAAGAUUUCAAUCAUUUGCAGUACGUAGAGAGAGAAAAUUAAGGAUGUCUCGCCCCAAUUUCGACUUCGAUUCACUAAGCGAGUUGCACGAUUCCGUGAACAAUUUGCUGCAUUCCCCCGACAUCAAGCUCGAGAUAAUCCACCAGGGCCAGGAAAAAUGGGCGCACCAGGUCUCUGAAGCAUCCCUGAAAAUGGCGGAUUCUUGCGCUGCAGCCAAGGACCUCCUCCUCCUCGCUAAAGCCCAUGUCCAGAACCUGCAGUCCGCGUUUCGCCGAAUCGCCGCCAGCACGGCGGAUCACUGCAGUUUCGCCCCCCACCGCCUCCCCCGGAAGCAGCUGAAGAAAGCGAUCCUGAAAAGACUGAACUCGCUCAAGGGAAUGAAGAGCACUUUCGCCGCGCCACCGGAAGAUCCGAGCCUUGUGGUGGUCGUGAACUUGCUGAAGGAAGUGAGAGCCACCACGGCGUUGAUGGUGGGAUCACUGUUGUCGCUCAUCGCCAUCCCUAAUCCGGAUUCGGGGCGUAAGCAGGAUCCUGUUUUCAGGAUUAAGUACUUGACCCGGGUCGACAGCUUUAGUACAUGGGAGAAAUUAUGCGACGUGUCUGACGUACUUACGAUGAUUAAAAGGCUUGAGGAAGUGGAGAUAGUGGUGGAAGACAUGGAAGCAGAGUUAGAGCGUAUGUUGAGAAGGUUGAUCACCACAAGAGCUUCGCUUCUAAACAUACUCACCACCUACAAAUAUUAAUAGCCGAUACGUAAGCAACCUAAAAUAUAUUUUCAGGGGCUGCACUGCAGUCACAAAUAUAGAUUAAUUAGUCUAAUCACUUUAAUUUUUAUUUAAUUUUAUAUAUGUAUUCUUUGAUUCCCGUCUAAUUUUUUGGAUCGAGGGAAUUACAAUUGAUGAAUUAAGUUAAUUAUAAUUUUCAAAUUCAGUUGGAA